This is a messenger RNA of Chara braunii, 6119 nucleotides long. The record is from the annotation of a GenBank genome assembly. NCBI's taxonomy places the organism in Eukaryota, Viridiplantae, Streptophyta, Charophyceae, Charales, Characeae.
GACUGUCUGCAUAAGCAAAACGGAAGGAACUGACAGAGCCAGAGUCGGGGGAGCUAUGGACCGGGAUCCUAUGUGCGGGGUGCCUACAACCAGAUGAGAAGGAAUGAAGAGGACGAUCGCAUGAACAAGUUGCUAGCAUUUGUCGAGAACGAGCAGCUGGAAGCAGCGGAGAAGAAGAAGGCCGGACAGGAGAAGAAGCGGCUGGAAGAAGAGAAGUUGAGGAUGGAAGAAGCGAAGCAGAGAGAGGAAGCAGAAAAACGACGGGCGCAGGCUAUUAUGGAAGCUACGGCAGUGCAAGCAUUCGCGGAGCAGAUGGUAGCCCUGGAGGAGAAAAUUAAGGACCAUGUGCAAUCCACACUCAUCGCGUCAGAAGAGAAGAACGCGAAGCUGCACGACAGCUUACGACGUUUCCUAGAACGCACAGAUGGGGAAGUGCCUGUCUGGGGGACGUACGGCUUGACGAAUUUCAGGAUUAGCAUUGAACAAGUACUCAUUACGUUGUUUCUCCUGCUAGUGACGGUCGGAGUGGCCCCGUGGGCCAGGAAAGUGCUCAUGGUGACCCCUGAACGUGAUGAUUUUUUCGACCUUAAGGGACCGGCGGUGUACUGCUUGAUAUCGUCGUGGUGCAAGAGGAUGUACAUUGGACAGACGGUGCGCGGGGAAGGAGAAAGGUGGUGGGAGCACAUCAGAUGUACGGAGUUGGGCAACAAUGGACAUGCCCCCAAGCUGUUCUCCUUUUUGAAGGUCUUCGACUGGCAGAAGUAUCUGGUCCUCCCAAUAGCAACGGGUACAGGAGAUGGAUUGCAGCCUUUGCAGGUGCUGGAGAAGACCAUUAUCCACAGGUUUUCCCCGGCGCUAAAUGUGGUCGGACGGGGUACAGGGACGAAACGGAGAGCUAGGCCCGGUAAGAAGGAGAGGCAGAAGGCGAGAGAGGUCGUGCCAAUGCACAGGAAAGGACUCUUGUCCUUCGCGCUGGCCGGGCCGGCAAGGCGGUAUUUUAGCCUGACGGAGUUGUUGGAGGACGCAAUUGCAGCGGGGGUGAAAGCGGUGAGGCUCACGUCUUCCGGCGGUGAGGUAUGGGGUGAGAAAUGGUCCGUUGUCCGAAGGAAGUUCGGGACGUCGACUGUCAAUGACGGAGAGGCGAAGUUUCCUUUAGGGAGGUCCAAGAGGCGCCUAGAAGAGGGAGGUACCUUCAAGGUGGGGCCGAUUGUGAAAACCGAGAGUGCAAGGAGCAGAGGGAAGGGCUAUCUCAGGUUGUUGCUGGAAAUGCCAGGGAAGCAAGCUGAGUUGAAACGCUUUGAUGUCACGAAAUUCGUGUUCUUGUACCGCCGUGCUAGAAAGUUCAAAACCAAGACUACAAGAAGGACGCUGAAAGAGAAGAUAAUUGCAGUGAUUAGAAAGAAGACGGGCGUGAAUAUCAGGCUGAAGGUCAAUGUGGGAGUGAAGUACAGUCACCAGUUGAGGAAGAGGAAGAUCCAUGACACAGUGGUGAUGUGUGUGGAGAAGAGCAGAAUCCACCCUGUGUUGAAGGCGGUGCUCCGACGCCGAGUAAGGGUGGUGUGGAAGAAGAAGAGGACGGUGGAGGAAGUCCUGGCCAACCAUCGGAAAGCAGCAAGGGAAGCUACAGCGCAGUGUACGUGCAACCAGGACCAGAUGCCAAGGGUAGAUGGACAUAUGUUGGCACGUAUUGCGCAGUGCUCAGUGGCUCCCGUGUUCAUGCACAAGGGGAAGAACAUCCUGCAGGGUGAUAUAGGCACUAAGACGAUGAAAGUGCAGCGAUCGGUAGGACGGUCUUUAGAAACAAUUAUGCGGAGAGAUCUGUACCAGGUAGCGGAUCCAAGCAUGUUCCAGGAGGCUGUUUCGGACCGGUCAGUGGCCAGACCGGCUUGUUCGGAGAAGCAGGCGAGGGAGGUAGCGGAAAAGUUGAGCCACUUGGUGGUGGUCCCGGUGGACAGAAAUCCAGGAGACCUGGUUGUCAUGUGCCCUUCAACAUACCAACAUAGCCUCCAGAUGAUGUUCAACCUCAACCUCGCUUACCAGCAGGUUACGGAAAAAAACGAUAAGGAAGUGCUGGCACAUGUGAGGACGGAGUUUGGAAGGCUUGGCCUCGACAAGAUAGGAGCCUGGAACCCAGCGGCCAAGCUUGGGCAAGCCUAUGUCUUGCCGAAACAUAAGGACCUCACGAGGUGGAGGCCUAUUGCCCCAGCAAACGCGGAGGGAACUAAGACCGCGGGGAGGAGGUUAGCGCGGGCGCUGAACUACCUACUUGAGAGGGUCCCCAAAGCCAGGCACUUCAACCUUAAGGUCAUGGCGAUGCUGAAGAAGAACUUGGAGAAAGCGGGAAGAAGGCUUAACUUGCUGGGAGCAAACCAGAAGCUGGUACACGGGGUCAGGUUGGUAGACGAUGUCACCUUAGCAGUUGCUUGCAACAUGGGUGACUAUUGGAGUGUGACGUUAGCGAGGGAAAUUUCUCUGAGUUUCGAAAAAACGUACGGAAAACAGCUGGUGCUGGUGAGGACGGAUGAUGGUUCCAAUUCCUGGGACUUUCUGGGGACUAGGGCUGCAGCGUUACCAGGUCUGAUUACGUUUAUCAUCCGUCCUAGACAUAAGAAUGAAGAGGCCUCGGUAGAAGGCACGCUGGCCUUCAGUUGCUUCCAAGACUAUGCAUCAUAUUCGGAUAAGCGGGUGAAGGCUGGCACGGUGAUUGCAGCGCUUCACAGAAUCAGGCAUCUUGCAACAGACCCAGCCGCAGGAGUCCCAGCGGUGCUAUCCAUUGGUAUAGAGCCGGGGCGUCGGGGGUUUCCCCCGGCGCUCUUUUCCAAUGCUCUGGCGGUUUUUGCCAGAGCCACCGGCCCGUUCGGAGCAGCGCUGAAGACGCUGUUGGAGAUGCCGGUUAAGAUAGGGAGGGAAGUGGGAGGAGCACGAAAGGGGAUGGGAAAAGGAGCGAGGACACGUGAAGCGGAUAUGGGAAGCGGGCCCCGGUGCGCAGUACCGGGAUAUUGUGCGUCGGGGGAGGCCGGUACGUCGUCGGCAGCGGCAGACGGGACGGCGGGAGAAGGUAGUGCAGUGGGUUUCGAUUCAACAUCCGUUGCUGACAGGGGCGCUCGAGAUUUCAGGGGGCCCGACAUCCCGGAAGAGAUCGCUGAGCACCUGCGGGGUCCUGUUCUGGCUGCAGCCUGCCCACCACGACCUCCAUCGGGUGCACAACAGUCGUCCAUGAAGAAUUUCGUAGUGGAUGAGCUGCAGAGGGAGUUUGACCAGGCGGUUGCUUCCUUCUUCUUUGAGAAUGUCAUCACUUUCAACGUCGCGCGCUCAGACUCGUAUAAGAACUUGGAAAGGAUCAUGAACAUGGCGGCGAGAUCGAGGAAGAUGCUACGGAUGCCUGGAUACAAUUACCUAAGGACGAAGGCCCUGCCCGUGGAAUACAAAGAUGUGGACAUGGAUCUGGACAAGAUACGUGAGCCAUGGGAUGCCACGGGCCUCACCUUGAUGACGGACGACACAACAAUGACCAGCAACAUGCCCGUCGUUAACUUCAUUGCAGCCGGCGAUUCGGGGGCUGUCAUGGGCAGCAACGACAAGGGCGCGGACGUGCAAGGAGCUCAUAAGAGACCCGACUUGGUGGUCGACCGUCGACCGGGCAUGCACCGUGCUUGGGCCACUAUAUGCCCUUACGAAAAACAUGGACAGAGAUGGGAGGAUGGGUAUGCAGAUGUGGUCUUUGGGGAUCACGUUGGAGAAGACAAUGGUCGCGAUACCGAUGGACUGCGAGACAAGGGGCAUCGUGAUGACGAAGCUCAAAGAUCAUGUCCGAAUGAUGGCUCUGCCUGUGCAUGUGGCGGCGUGGAUGUUGCACCCGCUACAAAGAUCGCCUCGACUCUUCGACGACUUGGCGUCCGAAGAAAUUGCGAACACUCUGACUCACUUUGCUUCGAUUCAUGCGAAGACCUCGAAGGAGUACAACGAGUGCUGGAACUCCCUGAAGAGUUUUCAUCACAUGGAUCCAGAGUGGAUUGGCCCGAACUCCGAGGAGGCUUUGACGGGCGGUCACGUGUCCAUGGCGCAAUGGUGGUUGACGUACGGGAAAGACACCCAACCCUGACGAAGAUCGACGUCAAAGUGUUGAGCAUGUGGACCACUGCCUCUCCAUGUGAGAGGAAUUGGUCCACGUUUGAUCUCAUCCACACCAAGAGGAGGAAUUUCUUGAGCCUGGAGAACUUGCAGAUGCUCGUCUUCAUCCACUGGAACAAGAAGUUGUUGCGCAUGUCGAAGGCGAAGAUGGGAUUCGUGAACACCGAGCAGCUGGAGUGGGAGACACCCGAGGACGAGGCACCAUUCGAUGGCUUCAUGCGAGAAGGGGAGUAUGACCCCGCAGAGGUGCGUAGGAGGGCGGCCAACUGGUCGAAAUCUUGUGGGCGCAGAUCGAGAACCACGCGAUUCGACGCACAUGAUAUUCAGGAGGAGAGGGAGGACAACGGGGCAUGGCUACUUGAUGUUUCGUACCGCCCUCGCCGUCUCGCGAACGAUGAGCGUGGGAAGAUAGUCAUCGCUGAUUACGACGAGGAGGACGACGACUGCGACAGCGACGGUGAUGCGGAGUUGCUCGACGUGCAUCUAACGGACAAGAGGUUCACUCGGCGAUCGGGCGGUGGGUCAUGCUCUGCGACGGAUGUCGCUAUCACACCACAGACAGCCGCAUGCUGGGGGAUGACAGACGGGGGAUCGAGGGAUGCUCACGUUGAUAGUGCUGCGGCGAGGGUCAUUCGAGACUUUGGUGUGUAUGUGGACGCUCCCGUUCCUGGUCAUGCGGAACACGAGGACAGAUACAUCGAUUCGGGCAAGGAUGACGAGCUUCAUGAUGCAGCGGAGGACAACCAGUCUACCGACAGAAAUGCAUUCUCCACUUCGGACCCUGGGUUGCCGCUGGGGGAGACAUUCGCCUCCAUGUUGCACCACGUCGCACCAAUUGUUGCAAGAGGCUCGAUGAUGGACUUCGAGAAACAUUUGGCUGCUAUGUCCCCCAUGAGGAGUGAUUCCGGGGGGCAGACUCCUGAUUGGGCCAGAUUCACAAGACCGACUCCUCCCGCUUUGUUGUUGAGUGAGGACAUUUCCACAGAUGUCGAGGACGGGUCGCGGGGCAUGGUGGACAGGAGGAGGGCUGAAGUGGACGAGGAUGGAGGACUCGACCGCCCGCAUGCUGCAGCCACACAACGUGAGGCAGUGUCACCGCCCGAAAUUGACGCCUGCAAGGUGCGUCAAGUCCGGAGUUUGGCAGGCAGAAAGAAAGGAGGGAAGAACAAGCUGAAGGAGCCAGCUGGACCGGCCGGACGAGGGGGACGAGGCGGGGCACGCAAGACAGUCACACUGUCGGCGUCCUUGCAAGAAAAGUGUGCGGUUGUUCAGCAGGCGAAGAAGAGGAAGGCACAAAAAGUUUCAAAGAAAGUCGCUGCAGCCUCCCUGUCGCCGAGAAGAAAUCCGAAGAGGAGGAGGACGUGCGUCCAAGAGGACGACGACUCUGAAAGCAACAGCGCUUCGCCCUCGAGUGACGUGCCAUUGUCGAGUGACGCGCCAUCGUCGAGUGACGCGUCGUCAUCGUCUGAGACGUUGCCAUCAACUGCCACGAGCAACAACAACGAAUGUCAUACUCUAACCCAGUGUCCGACAUUAGAGAAAGAGUUUGAAGAAGGGAUUGUCAAGAAAAACGCCAAUGGGCACAUCUGUGAUGCCAAUUGGAACAAGGUAGACUUUCGAGUCAAAGGAGGGAUGCGAGCGGUAAUCCUAGAAAAGGCUAAGGCUAAUAAGGAUAAAAAGAAAAAGGUUAGGGUUAAUGUUGUCACCUUUGACGGUAUGCUACCUCCGGAGAUAGUGGCUCGAGAUGACAAUCCUGGAAGCCAAAACCUGAAUGUAUCCCAUAUCAGCCAAAAGGAGAUCGAAGAGAAAAAGCGGGAGAAGGCUCAAAGAGAGUUCGACCAACUGAUUGAUGGGACCAAGGACCUAGUGAAGGAAGGAAAAGAAAGGUGGUCUUGGGAUCUGAGGCCGGAAAAAGAGGAAGGUGGUCUUGGGAUCUGAGGCCGAGGAGGGUGUCUCGAUAGAUGAGGUAGUAAAGAAGUUACUUGAGG